Jaculus jaculus (lesser Egyptian jerboa) is the source of this 3868-nucleotide messenger RNA. RefSeq names its product ariadne RBR E3 ubiquitin protein ligase 2 (gene Arih2). NCBI's taxonomy places the organism in Eukaryota, Metazoa, Chordata, Mammalia, Rodentia, Dipodidae. Gene Ontology annotation, cellular component: cytoplasm; ubiquitin ligase complex. Gene Ontology annotation, molecular function: zinc ion binding; ubiquitin protein ligase activity; ubiquitin conjugating enzyme binding. The coding region runs from base 250 to 1752 and encodes 500 amino acids. The record is from RefSeq and is a predicted model, not a curated record. Gene Ontology annotation, biological process: protein polyubiquitination; ubiquitin-dependent protein catabolic process; positive regulation of proteasomal ubiquitin-dependent protein catabolic process. The transcript is spliced from 16 exons.
CGCCGGCCCCGCGACGCCGACUGUCGGGGGCCCGGCCCGAGCUGGUGUGCGCCGCGCCGGGCCGUGCGGCCGCGGAGCCGCGGCUCCCGAUGGAAAUCAUAUGACAGCCCAUUUGGAUGACAUCUGCUUGAAAUAUCUUCAAAAAUUACAGAAGACAGAAACACUAAUGCAUACAAGAAAGUGAUAAAGAUUUGGGGGGAGGGGGAAGAAGCAACGCUUUCCUGAUCUGAAGUUUGGCUGGAUGUUAAGAUGUCUGUGGACAUGAAUAGCCAGGGAUCUGACAGCAAUGAAGAGGACUAUGAUCCAAAUUGUGAGGAGGAAGAGGAGGAGGAAGAGGAGGAAGAAGAAGAAGAAGAAGAGGACCCUGGGGAUAUAGAGGACUACUAUGUGGGAGUAUCCAGUGAUGUGGAGCAGCAGGGGGCUGAUGCCUUUGAUCCUGAAGAGUAUCAGUUCACUUGUUUGACCUAUAAGGAAUCCGAGGGUGCCCUCAAUGAGCACAUGACCAGCUUAGCCUCUGUACUAAAGGUAUCUCAUUCAGUUGCAAAACUCAUAUUAGUUAACUUCCACUGGCAAGUCUCAGAGAUACUGGACAGAUACAAGUCUAAUUCUGCUCAGCUGCUCGUUGAGGCUCGAGUUCAGCCUAAUCCAUCCAAACAUGUCUCCACAGCCCACCCCCCUCACCACUGUGCAGUGUGUAUGCAGUUUGUGCGGAAGGAAAAUCUACUCUCUCUGGCCUGCCAACACCAAUUUUGCCGAAGCUGCUGGGAGCAGCACUGCUCAGUACUUGUCAAGGAUGGUGUCGGUGUAGGAGUCUCCUGUAUGGCUCAGGACUGUCCACUCCGUACACCAGAGGACUUUGUGUUUCCAUUGCUUCCCAAUGAAGAAUUGAGAGACAAAUACAGGCGCUACCUCUUUAGGGACUAUGUGGAGAGUCAUUACCAGCUUCAGCUGUGCCCUGGUGCAGACUGCCCCAUGGUUAUUCGGGUACAGGAGCCUAGAGCUCGCCGAGUGCAGUGCAAUCGGUGCAACGAGGUUUUCUGUUUCAAGUGUCGUCAGAUGUAUCACGCCCCCACAGACUGUGCCACAAUCCGGAAAUGGCUCACAAAGUGUGCAGAUGACUCUGAAACGGCCAACUACAUUAGUGCUCACACUAAAGACUGUCCCAAGUGUAACAUCUGCAUUGAGAAGAACGGAGGCUGCAAUCACAUGCAAUGCUCCAAGUGUAAACAUGAUUUCUGCUGGAUGUGUCUAGGAGAUUGGAAAACACAUGGCAGUGAGUACUACGAGUGUAGUCGGUACAAGGAGAAUCCUGAUAUUGUCAACCAGAGCCAGCAAGCCCAGGCCAGGGAGGCCCUCAAGAAGUAUCUGUUCUACUUCGAGAGGUGGGAAAACCACAAUAAAAGCUUGCAACUAGAGGCACAGACAUACCAGCGUAUUCAUGAGAAGAUUCAGGAGAGGGUUAUGAACAAUCUGGGGACUUGGAUCGACUGGCAGUACCUACAGAAUGCUGCCAAACUGUUGGCCAAGUGCCGAUAUACCCUGCAAUACACCUACCCAUAUGCGUACUACAUGGAGUCUGGCCCCAGGAAGAAGCUGUUUGAAUACCAGCAGGCUCAGCUGGAGGCUGAGAUUGAAAACCUUUCAUGGAAAGUGGAGCGUGCAGACAGUUAUGACAGAGGGGAUUUGGAGAACCAGAUGCACAUAGCAGAGCAGCGAAGGAGAACCCUGCUGAAGGAUUUUCAUGACACCUAAGUUGGGACACGAACGUGCUGGGGAAGAAAGACGUAGCUGCAAGAUCUCCCCGCUGCCAUACUGCAUGCUGCAGGCUCGCCUUCACAACCCCGGCGACAGCCAGGGCCCCACUCCUGAGAGACACUGGCAACACACCUUAGUCAAUUUGUUUUCUUCUCAUCUUUUUGCUUUUUGUUUCUACCAGGGUAGAGGCCAUGUUGAAUUGGCCUAUUGCAAAGGACUUUUAAUUGCCCUGGAUGGCUGUUGGGAGGGAGGGAACUUUUUUUUUUCUGAAUGGCUAUUAAUAGUAUUAGAUCAUCACAACUUACAUAAUUUUCAAAGGUUGUACAAUUAUAAAAAGAAAAAAAGGCAAACAUAGGAUAACACAGAGUCCUUUUGAAAAAAUAAAUUGGCAUUGGAGUGUUUUCCCCUCUAGCGAUUUUACUUAGAAUGUAACACAGCGCUGCCCACCCAGCUAGCCCCAGACUGUACUGCAAGGAGCCCUGGGGUGACCUUUGUUUUCCAGCAUCACAUGUUUGGCCACAGCUGGAGUCCCAAGGGUAGAGUACAGUUGGCAGAUGGUGGGGAACUGAGCACAGAGUCACACUGUGCCUCUUGCCUUAGCUGGGCAGCAAGGAGAAUAUAGAACAGGGUCUUCUGUGGGCUCAUCUUGAUAUUCUGGAAAGUGUAGUUUACCGGAGUCUGGCUACUGAGGCCAUUUCUCCCAACAGAACGGAGGUGGGCUGAUGCGUCUAGACUAGCGAGUGCUGGCUCAGCGUGGUGCUUCCUUUUGUCUCAAAGAUAGAGUUCCACCUUUGAAGAGAAUGUUCUCCCAAAUAAAUUUGCUUUUCCUUGGUCCCUCCUUUUGUUCCAGUAUUCAACAAGUGGUAUAACUUUGGCCAGGUCACAUGUGGCAUAUCUGAUUCUGUCUUACUGCAUUCUCACAAACAUCAGGGUCAGAGUUCAGCAUCGCCCUUCCAAGGGUUUUGGCCUUCCUGGCUUAAGAGCUAGGUUUGCACAAGUUAUUUUUAUGUUAACCUGGAAUAUGUCCAGAAGCUGCUGUGGGGUGGGGUGGGCUUGCCUUUGCCUAGUUCCAGCUGUCAGAAGACCCCUCUUUAGGGUCUGCAAGUUUAAGGCCAGGAGAAGCCUUGUUGUGAUCUCUGUUCCUGCACUAGAAGGGGCUGGCCAGGGCAAGCACCAGCUCUUGAUAGCCACGCGCAAGGGAAUAAGCUGCUUGCCUCGUGUCCUUCCUGUCUUGAACCUGGUCCUGUGGGCCUUUGACAAGUUAGAUCUGUGAUCUCUGGGGUUUCUGUGGUUUUGUUCAGUGCCUCCCCUCUGAGACUGGCAGAGCUGUCUAUACUUGACAGGGCCUCCUUGAUCUCUAGGAGAGCCUAUAGGGAAGUCUGUGACAAUUACAAUGCAGAUUCUUUGAUACUCAUACAUUUUUCACCUCCAGUCAGCAAUUUCCCAGGUACCAUGUAAACAGUAAAAUUGAGUCAUUCUUGAAGACGAGUGACAGCUGUGACUCUUGGGGUAUAUGGCCAGCUGUUACCUUUCACCUCCUCAGAUUUGUCUCCAGCAAGGGGGAGACUGGGGGGUGGAACAAGUUAGGCGUGUAGUGAAUGAACCCAGAAGAACAGUGGGGAGCCAAUUGGAGAGUGCCUGCUGCAGGGCCCAGGGGUGAACGCUGUGUUGGCACAUGGAAUAUCCUGGUGUUUGAUGCUUUUACCUUUCCAUCAAGUCCUUUCUGCAGCACCACCAUGACACAUGACCAUAGUUGCAGCCUAAAUCCCCCUUGGGUGUUUUCUGGACUGCAGAGUUGCCAUGAUCUCUCCUAAUACCCAGCUGUGACAGUGACCAUCAGAGCUGCGGGAGGCUCUGGCCACACUGUAGCUGAGUGCUUGACCUGUGGAGAGCUGCCUGCCGUGCUCCCAGUGGCUGUCCUUUGUUUAACAUCAGGAAGAUGGGAAAGGGCAGGUGGAAUUUUUUUUUGCCCUGCAAAGGAUAGAGGAAAAACAGUGUUUUCAUGAAUUUACCAGAUCUUUGUUUUUCUUCAGAGAAAAGUUAAUUGAGGCAAUGUCAUCUGCUCAAAGUUGAGUGGUUUAUUCAAAAUAAACUGAGUUUCUGAUUAUAAAAA